GCAAAAUGAGUGACAAAAAUGCUGUUUUAGAAAGAUUAAGUAGAAGGGACGCUCAACGCUUAGAAAAACUACAAAAGGCACACAAAGCAAGAGAGGAAGUUGAUGCUACAAAUGAAAAUGAGGACUAUUUCUCAGCUGCAUUUAAAAUUCGUUCAGAAAACAUUGAACAACUGUUAUCUCAAGUACCAACCCUGGAAAUAAAUGUGCUUUCUAUGCAUUUUGAUAAUAUAAAACGAGAGGUGAAUGAAUUACAAAAAUUUGUAGUAACAUCUUCUUUCUUUCUUAAAGAGUUCAAUAUGAGAAAAUACUUAGGAAUAGUACAGAACCUCCAAACAAAAUGCUACGAGCUAGAGGAUAGGUAUGUUCCAAAGAAAAAAUUUGGUUUUACAAGAAAAAAAUUACCUAAAUCAGAUAGCCAUAAGCAAGAUUCAAUAGAUGAAAACGAUGGUGCUGGGAAAACUGAAAACAAAUGGGACGAGAAACUCUUUGGCUUUGACUCUCAAGAGAAUAAAGUACUGUGCAUGGAGAGUGAUGAAUUAUUUCAACGAGAUGUCACUCUACGUAACUUGAAGAACUGCUCCAUCGCUUUAAAGGGUGUAAUGGGAACAUUGCACAUGACAAACUUGGAAAAUUGUUAUAUUCUAUCUGGACCCGUAACAUCAUCUGUUUUUCUUGAGAAAUGCAAUAACUGCAAAAUAAUAACGGCCUGCCAACAGUUGCGCAUGCAUAGUUCCACUAAGUGCGAUAUAUACUUACACGUGACUAGCAAAGGUAUUAUUGAGGACUGUUCAGAAAUCCGUACGGCACCAUACAAUUUGCAUUACGAAGACUUGGAAAAACAUUUAAAAAUGUCAUCCUUAGAUAGAAAUAGUAAUAACUGGGACCAGUUGGAUGAUUUUAACUGGUUGGCUCCUGAUGUACCUUCCCCAAAUUGGUCAGUGUUAGACGGUCCAAAAAGAGUUAAAAACUGGAAUGAAUGGUUUUCUAAAUCACCAUCACAAGUUUAAUAUUUAGCUAUGUUACUUUUCCCUAAAUUAUGUUUUAUAUAUUAUUUUUAACAUAUUUUUUCUGGUAAUAUAUUUUAUUGAUUUACAAUUUUAUGAUCAGCAUUUUAAAUUGUGUCUUAUUCCAAUGUUGAAACAUUGGUAACAGAGUAAUGUGCAUCAUAAUUAACUUUAUUCUUUAUUGUUAUUCCAGGCCGAUACUUGAUAUUAUUAUGUUAAUUGCUUAGUAUUAAUACUAAUACUGACCAACUUUGAUUUUGGUACAAAUUUCAAGCAUUAUUUAAUCACUUGCUGUAACAAAAUAUGUUGAUUGGAAAGGAGGCUUCCUAAUUAAAAUAAUGUACAAAUUUAAUAUUUGUAAUAAAACUAAACUUUAACGUAGUAGGAACUAUUAUGUAGAUGCUUUUAUUUAUGAUUAAACCAUUUCCUAUACCUA
Aricia agestis (brown argus) is the source of this 1440-nucleotide messenger RNA. It is a transcript of the gene TBCC, whose product is annotated as tubulin-specific chaperone C. NCBI's taxonomy places the organism in Eukaryota, Metazoa, Arthropoda, Insecta, Lepidoptera, Lycaenidae. Gene Ontology annotation, cellular component: cytoplasm. The transcript has a single exon. Gene Ontology annotation, molecular function: tubulin binding. The record is from RefSeq and is a predicted model, not a curated record. Gene Ontology annotation, biological process: tubulin complex assembly; post-chaperonin tubulin folding pathway. The coding region runs from base 6 to 1007 and encodes 333 amino acids.